Messenger RNA from Salvelinus namaycush (lake trout), 450 nucleotides. RefSeq names its product augurin-A-like. The record is from RefSeq and is a predicted model, not a curated record. The annotation marks the transcript as partial. NCBI's taxonomy places the organism in Eukaryota, Metazoa, Chordata, Actinopteri, Salmoniformes, Salmonidae. The transcript is spliced from 5 exons. Gene Ontology annotation, biological process: cellular senescence; central nervous system development; regulation of cell population proliferation.
UUCGAUCGCGACUUCAUUGCUUCUCAGCGGCUUUAUCGGAGGCUGGUGGAGCUCACUGCUCUGCUCACACUCCUGGCCCUCACAGAUGUUUUCAGUGAGAGCAGCUUGCACAAGAUCCUGAAGAAAAUAAAUGUGGUGGGUAACAGUAGCACUCCCUCUAAGUCUGGAGUGGCAGUCGCUCCCGCCAAGGCCAAAGAGUUGCUGGCCAAGCUACGAAGGCCCAAGAGGAACAUCUGGGACCGCAGCAGGCCAGACGUGCAGCAGUGGAUCAUGCAGUUCAUGUACAUGGGCUUUGAUGAGACGAGACUGGGGAUGGACCUGUCCUACUGGAUGGACCACGCAUCCAAUGAUCAGGGUCGUCAGCACCAUUAUGACGAGAACUCUCCCAUCGGAUCCAGAGACAGAGGGGCACACCGUCAUGGAGCCAACGUCAACUAUGACUACUACUAA